Molecule: messenger RNA, 220 nt
Organism: Dentiscutata erythropus
Lineage: Eukaryota; Fungi; Glomeromycota; Glomeromycetes; Diversisporales; Gigasporaceae
Source: the annotation of a GenBank genome assembly
AAAAUCGGAAUCUGUAUUGGGUAACUUCCUUUUACCAUCUACCAUGAGGAACUGUGUUAUCAAGUCCAAAAUGACUUGGCACCCAUUACUUCCAAAUAUACAAUGCAUGCAAGUGCCACUCACCAAUGUACCUUCAGUAUUAGACUUAUACGCAUUUGAUGUGGUAUCAUCUGGAGGUAGUACUCUUGGCGAAGGUUAUGAAAUUUUGCCUCAGGACUGA